UCAAUUUUCAACCUGAGUUCCACCGAAUGAGGGAUUACAACCCGUCCCUUUCGAAGGGGCAGUCAUCGCGGAGCUCUUCAAAACCAAAGGCGUCGAUUGCGAAAUCCGAGUUUUCGUACCGCAGAGGAAAGGAUUCAGCCGGUCGAAGUAUGUCUUUAUUUGUUGCGACUGGACCUAUGUACACAACACAAGAGUGAUUGAGGGCUUGCUGCAAAUGCCCGUGCCGGCCACUUUCGAAGCUAUGCGCCAGUCGCUUCAGGCUGAGUCGGGCAUCUCAAGGUAUAUUGUGUACAACGAGAAUACCCAAUCGUUAACUAGGGAAGAGUUCAUGGCGCGCAAUAAGCCGCCAAUACCCUGCGGCGUGUGCGAUUCCGCUUUUGUUGACUGGUACGAACGCGUGGGGCAUCGUCGUGAUAAGCAUGGAAUAUUCGAGGACCCAAACGCACUACCUAAUUGCUAGAUUAUGGGGAAAUAGACGCCGCCAAGUAGUGUUAGUGGAAUGGGGUUGUGCAAGUUAGUUGAGGCGAUGGAACCUACGGCGAUACUCGGGCCCCGUCGGGUUGUUUCAUAAUGAUCACAGAUCAGCCAGUACAGAGUACGGGCCUACACCCGAAACCGAAACACACCCUCAAACAAAAUGGAAAUCAACACCAAAAGCUAGAUUCUAGCCCCCGGGGAGGGAUAUUAGCACACCCCCUAAUCACUACGCACGCCCCCUUUUGACUCCACGCACACCCUGUCGCUUCACCGCCUUCUAAUUAGCUCGGACUACCGCUCCAGAGCCUCCGAUUUGCUCGCUUAACUUGCUCACUAAUUCUAAAUGCUCUCUCCAAAU
Messenger RNA from Mytilinidion resinicola, 835 nucleotides. RefSeq lists its product as uncharacterized. The record is from RefSeq and is a predicted model, not a curated record. The coding region runs from base 215 to 460 and encodes 81 amino acids. The transcript is spliced from 3 exons. NCBI's taxonomy places the organism in Eukaryota, Fungi, Ascomycota, Dothideomycetes, Mytilinidiales, Mytilinidiaceae.